Paramuricea clavata is the source of this 27645-nucleotide messenger RNA. The record is from the annotation of a GenBank genome assembly. Lineage: Eukaryota; Metazoa; Cnidaria; Anthozoa; Malacalcyonacea; Plexauridae.
GGUAACCGGUAGUUAUACCAGUAAAGAAUUAGAGGCUUAUUCAAAAGCUGGUCACGUGGCCGAGCAAAGCGUUUCAUCAGUCAAAACUGUGGCCGCUUUUGGAGGGGAGAACAAACAGGCAGAAUUGUAAGUGCCAGCUCAGCUGCUUCCAGUGUUUGAAUAAUUCGAUUGCAAAUCAAUUAGGUAGACUUUUAUAUAUCUUUUAAUUGUUUUUGGAUCAUUUAAUACUUGCAAUACAUGUACAUCUUUCACGGCAAAAUUCUACUUUAAAUUUCUUCCGACGUCACGUCAUGUUAGUAAUUCUUGCGGCAGAAUCAACAUGGAACUACUUUGCACUAUGCCAUAUAUCGACACAAAUGAAACAUAUAUCCAAAAAGAAAACUGUUUAAAGAAAGGAUGUAGUAUAUUCCGGAUCCGUUCUGCGCAUGAGUAUGUUCGAGUCUUAAGCUUGUGAAACAAACAGUUUAAUUAGGUUUUAUAACAAACAUACUUGCAGGGAAGUGAGUCCGGAAUUGGAUGCACGGAGGCGGGAAACGUCCAGGUGCGUCCAAUAUCGGACUCAUCGAACCUACAACUGUAUGUUUGGCUUUUAUCACAUGUCGUUUUUGUAAAAUGUACUGAAGGACUUACGCAUUUUAGUAUAUAAUUUCUUGUUUCGAUAACGAACAUUUUAGCCGCCAACAUCUUAAGCAAACAAACAAACUUAGGCUUAAAUUGAAGCUAAGAAAAUUAUCUACCAUAUAUGUAUUCCCUUAUUCUUGAAAAGAGAAAAUGCACACAUUCUGCGAAAACAUUGCCAAGAUUUACAUAAACCUGCCCUUGCGGAACAAAUUUCGGCGGCCAUCUUUCUUCUCUUCCACUUUGAAUACAGAAUAUUCCAUUUUCACCAAACAAAAUAUAAAAAUAAUAAUUAUAAAAUAAUCAAAACCAAUCAAUUUAUUUUUUAUUUAAAUAUUCGCCUGAAAUUUGUUCAAAUAUCGCUUCAAAUGGCCGCCGAAAACAUCGAUUACGAACCCCCUCCUAAACAUAUAUCAUGAGCACGUGACCAGGUGGUUUGAGAUUGAACGCAUCUCCUAGCCUCGUAGCCAACAGGACAGCCGCUAGUACGCUAGGUAUGAGCAUGGAUAAUAAAAUACAUGGAUAGGAAACUAGCUGACGUUACCUGAUGUUUUCAAUGGGAUGAUGGCGUUGAAACCUAGUUGCAAACAAAAUUCUCAAAAACGGCAUGUUUAGCGAUAAUACAGCUACACCUUUUAGUCAAAGAGUAAAUAAAUAUAACUAGGAUGAAAUCUCUAAGUAUUCCCGGUCAAUUUUAGCAAAUAUUUCAAGCACUAAACAGUGAAAAAUGCAUCGCAAAUUUCGUUAAAAUUGGCGACGCCAAUUUCGUAGCUACAAAUGUAAAAAAAUACAAAACAAAGACGAAAAACAUUUACCUUGAAUACUUUGUCGUGGCUUAGGUAUGUUUUUAAAACAAUUAGACCAGUUUAUGCUUCAAUAUUACUCUUUUAAAGCGGAAAAUAUAGCGAAACAACAAAAUGCCAAAACUUUGGCAAUACACGUGACGUCACAUAGUGUGUAAAAUAACUGGAUAGAAACUUCCUGACGGCUGACGUCACAGUCUAAACCUAGUUAUUUACGUCCGCUUUGCCCGCGCGGGCGAAGCGGACACUAUGAACAUACUGACCACAAGCGGCACAGUUGUGACGAGCGCGCACGCUUCCCCCCGCGCGGAUAAAGCGGACGUAAUGGAAACCGGCCUUUAAGAUGCACCAAAUCGGCGACGCGGACGCGACUUUAAAACAGUCGCUAAUAAUUUGUGACUAUAGUUUUACUUUGUUUUUGUCGUGUCCCUGGCUUUAUUCACCAACAACAAUCCAUAGUUUCUACCCGUGAAGUGAAACUGAAAUAAUAUCGGCACUUUUUCGUCACGUCCAUGUCCGUAGAUUUGGUGUAUCUUAGCUCCCUUUUACAUCACCUGCAUGCAUGGCUGCGCUAUACAUAGAUAACUUAUUUAACACUGGAAGCAGGACCUAGUUGUCACCUCUUCGAUUAUGAAUCGAAGUUCAUUGUUUGGAUACAAAAAUGUAAAGAAACAAAGAUGACAAGAGUUAACGGACUGUACAACAUCUUUAAGUUCUUUGCAAUUAUUGCCUUUACUGGAAAUGUUGAUAUUUUUUAUUCCUGUAAGAGAAGAUACGAUCAUGAAACUCGGAGACUUCCAUGAGUGCCUGCAUACAGGUAGCAUUCAUUUUCUGUUCAUCAUUUAGAAAAAUCAUCUAUAGUUAUCUUCAAAUAGAGACGUUAACUUUGAGUCAUUGUUUUCAUCAACUAAAACGUGCUCGUUAACUUUGUUCAUCUUUAGGUAUGAGGAUCACCUUGAUGAUGCGGCCAAAUUUGGAAUUAUGAAAGGUUUAGGACUUGGAGUUGGAAUGGGAAGCUUUCAGCUAGUCUUGUACUGUAAUGUUGCUGUAUCAUUAUGGUAAACACUUUAAUUUACACCAAAGUAUUUUUGUCCAUUUGUAUUUGUUUCAUUAAUGUGUUAAAAAUUCUUGCACUCAAUGUAUAGUUUUGAGGAAUGAACCGUAUCAUUCCGUAUCGCUGAUUCAACACACAGAGAUUAUAUUUUAUUUAAAUAAAAUGCAAACCAAUUAAAUUCGUAGUUAUGGAGCCAUAUUCAAGGUUUGCUCCUUAUUGCAUUUCUUAAUAUUUCCAUGACUCAUUGACUCUCAUGACCAGUUUUCAAAAAUCCAUGGCAUGGAAUUCUGAAAUAUUGGUAAAUAAAGGAGAAAUAUUCGAUGGAAACACCGGUCAAACCUUUACAUGCAGUUGUAUAGAAACAACCAUUCCAAUUUUAAACGCUCAACAUUUUAAAUACAAAGUGUUAACAGUCUAUAUUCUUGAUUUCCGGUGAAUAGUUGUUAAUCCUUAUACCUAAGAUUUCGAACCUCGACUUUUUAAAUGUCAUCGAACCUCAAAAACGUAUACAUGCAGUUUCAAAAAUAUUGGUCUUCUUUCAUUCACGUAUUGAAUAAUUCAAAAAGACAUUUUCUGCGGAAUCUGUUUCAUUCAGUAUAAAGGCAAGUUAAAUGAAAAAUGUAUAGUAUUUAUAUACUAUAUACACUACAUGUAUAUACUUGUCGACCAUACACUGUUUUUUUCACGUCUUUUAGGUACUGCAUCAAACUAGUAAGAGACGGAGACGCUGACCCUGGUGACGGACUCACGGUACAUUUAGUUGUUUAUACUCUAAAAACACCCUGGUUAAAAAUUUCCCGGUUAAACUAAAAUUAACACUGUUUGGGGUAAUUGAAUGCUCCAGCAUGGUUAAAUUUCAUGGUUAAAUUAACCACAUUCCUUGUUAAUUGGAUCACUAUCAAGUUAACCAGGAUUCCUGGUUAAUAUAACCAGGCUUAUAGUUGCAUUAAUCACAUUAUAUCAGAUUAUUAUGCCUGAAAUUCUUGGUUAAUAAUAGUCCGCCCAAUAUUAUGCAUUUAAUUCAACCAUAUAGCCUGGGUAAAUUAACCAGAAAUGGUGGUAAAAUUAUCCAGGACUAUACAUUGAUCAAAUUAACCAAGAUGAUGGUUAUUAUAAAUUAACCAGGAAAUUUAAUCCAAAUACCGUUCAUUCUACAGAUUAACCAAGACAUUUUUAACCAGCUGGGUGUUUUAGAGAAAACUUCCUCAACCUCUGCAGUGACAUUGACGGAAUAUUUAUAUGCGGCAUAUUCCCAUUUGUCUUUUAUUACGCAGGUUGUAAACUAUAUUAUAUACGUAAUAGGUAAUUUUCGCGCAUAUUGAUUUGAUUUCAGGUUUUCUUCUGUGUUAUUUUUGGUUCAAUGACAACAGGUCAAUCAGCUCCUAGUUUCGAGGCCCUAGGAGUGGCCAAAGCUGCAGGGUACGCUGUAUUCAAACUAAUUGAUCGAGUAAGUAUACGUCCUUCUAUUUUCGUUCUGACAUUCCACCAUUUCCCUUAGAGUUCAAUUCCAACAGUAUUUUGUAUACACAUAUGAAUUUCAAAGGAGCGUUUGCCCAAGUGCUCACAGCUCAUCUAGCGGCUCACCCUACACAUUUGAAAAUAUUACAUUGUAGACACUGAAAGAGGUAUAACACAAAAGACACUCUUGUCAGACGACAUCGCCAAACUUUUAAUUAAUCUAUUGUCAAAGGAAAACGUUUAGUUUCAUUGAAACAUUGUUGGACAGAAUAGAAAAUAUUCCUGUUUUCUGAAAUAUUCUGUCUCCUUGAAUCAAAAAGGAAAAUAUUAACUUGUUGGGAAUCCGACAAGAGAUGCCAUUCGUUACCAAGAAAUUGUGCAAAAACAAAGUAAUAUCACACGAGUUUCUGAAAGGUAAACUCGACCUUUGUUGUACCGUUUGGGGUAACAAGUCUAACAAAUAAUGUGGAGUAAGGUUGUUCAUUAUUUUAAAAUAUGAAAUAAGCUUAUGCAUGGAUUGUCUUGUUUUCAUAUUUUCCCAAGACAGCUGUAUUUAGUUUUGCCCAUAGUUUCCUUAAUUAAAAAAAUAAAGCUAAACAAUCACUGAAAAAAUUUUUGAAAAUCCAUAGGAAAGUGUAUGGACCUUUAUUGGAAACUGUAAUGGACCUGAUUGGAAAUAGAAUGGAUUUUUGAUUAUCCGUAAUAAUUAUAUUUUACAUAUUACAUAUUUAUAUUGUGUAUAUUUACACACUAUGCAUAUAGUAUCGAAAUAGUAAAAUAUUUGAUGGAACAGUAUUAUUCCAUUUGUAUAGUUAAUGAAAAAAAUAGUUUGAAAUUAAUUUGCAGUAUCCGUACGUUAUAUUGAAGAUCAUUUUAUUUCUCAAAGCUUUGUUCAUUCCGUACUUGCGUUUUUGUUCGCUUGAUGCUUAUUUUAUUUUGUUGUGUUGAUUUUAAAAUUGUUACCGAUGGCAUAUUGGCGGCAAACUGCCAUGCAUAUUGCUCAAAAAGCAUCAGCCACAGUAACGGAGCAAUAUAGCAUACAUAACAGAGGCGAGCAAUGCAAUUUAUGGAUUCUUAGUGUACAAAUAAAACCCUGAUAACAGCAGAAGUGUUUGUUAUGCUUCAUUUCGGGAAGUCUGCACUUGCGUCACAAUUAACGUUGGAGGUCUCAGUAGAAUAGUAAAUUUCAUUAUCUACUAUCGAUAUCGUGGUUGUAGAAUAGAGGAAAAAAUCGUGUUACAUGGCAAAAACUGGAAAACAUACCCAUUCACUGGGAAAAAAUGUUAAUCCAUACUAUGAGAUUUGCACUUGCACAACUAAAUCCAUAGUAUAUCUAUACUAUGAUAUUCACGCGGCAUAGAGGAAUAGCGUAAAUUUCGAUUACGCCUACUGUGCAGACGUCGAUUCUGAGAAUUGUUAUAAUUCGUUUCAUAUUUAACUCUGUUAAGUACCACAUAUUUUAUCAGUUACUCCAGUUUUCUCUACAUAACUGAAACUGACCAUGCAUGCAGAUCGACAGUGCAUGAAUGAUAACAGUUAACGGUUCAUCUUGGCGGGCCUGAUAGACAACGGUACGUAGUAAAAUAUGCAGGAGAACUAAGAAAAGUUCAAUCGUUUUAAGUUCCAUUCAGUUCAGUUCAGUUUAUUUUAGAUCAGAUCAACUCAGUUCAAUUUCUGAGAUGUUUGCAUGCUAUCUCCGCAAAAUUUAACCUCGUCACCAGUACUUCAAAGUGUGAGAAAUAGACAAGAUAUUAAUAUAAAAAACUGCUUAUUAAAUAAUAUUUUUUCCCUCAAGGUGUCCAAAAUAGAUGCUUCGUCAGGCGAAGGACUUAGACCAGCUGUUGUUAAAGGAGACGUGGAAUUUUCUAAUAUUGACUUUGUCUAUCCAACUAGACCAGACAUCCAAGUAAGCGAAAUCAUUAAUUUUUCCUUGUUAUAAGGACUUCCAAUAAGUACCAAUUAUUCCCUGCGGCUAUAACCGGGAUUAAUAUAACCCUAGCUAAGUUCAUUGUUCCUUUUGUAAUGUUUGUAUGCAUGUACUGAGAAGGGGAACGAUAUUAUUCCCAAGACAAUAGUUCGUCUAUAUAUAUAACACUGUAUCAUCGUUCAGGACGAACUACCCGCGCCAGUCCGUUUAUCUCUAUACACUGCGCAGAUGGAUUAUAAAACCAACUAUAUUCAAUUUCGUUCAGAAUAUUCAUCUCUCUUUAAACUCUAAUAUAUACUAAUCCAUUUACAGUUGAUGUGAUUCGCUUCUAAUACUCUUAAAUCUAAUAUCCUUUCCGGUAGAUUCUGAAAGGUUUCUCCCUGAAAGUUCCGAGUGGUAAACGAGUUGCACUGGUCGGAGAAAGCGGCUGUGGAAAAAGUACAGUUGUUAAGCUCAUCCAGAGAUUUUACGACCCACUAGCCGGAUCUGUGAGUAUAAAAAUUAACAAGUACUGUAUAACUGUAUUCGGGAUAGGCAUUAACUAACUGUAGUGUAUUAAUUAACUGUAUUCAGGAUAGGUAUAUUAACUGUAUUCAGGAUAGGUAUUAUGUAUUAACUACUGUGGCAUUUAGGCUGAUUUAAGCAGAAAAUUCUGGUUGACCUGGGCUAAUGGUGAAUCAUGCUUGGUGAGAAAUCUAAGGCGGGUGCUUGGGGUUGUAAAUCAUGCGAACAUAAUUUGACUGAUUGAGCCCGGAUAUAGCUAUGUUCUGAGAAUGCAAAAGCGGGAACGGUUUAUAUGUUAAGAAUUAUUCUGAUCGCUAACAUGGAUUUCAAGAGUCAGUUUUCUUUUUCAUUUUUAACAUCGGAGUUCAAGAGUCAUUUUUCUUUUUCAAAUUUUUCUGGAAGAGCAAUUAUCUCCAUCAUCGCAUUGACGUCAUACCGUUAUAUUAAAACAAUCGAGGAGAUGAUGUGACGUCAGAGAUAUAAUUUUAUCUUAGCUGGAUGAACGAAACUUCGCAAUAGCGUGAAGCAGAAUGAAAUGCUAAUAUUCCUGCGAAAUGCUUAAAGAUAGAUGCCUCUUCCAGGCGGCCAACGUUCAUCUUCCGGCUUUAUGAAUGCACUAUAUGCUAAUUUUAUUAAUGAAUUGUGUUAUCUUAUUCCAAUAUAGGUAAAACUUGACGGUAAUGACAUUAGAACGCUGAAUCUCGGUUAUCUUCGGAGUAUAAUUGGUGUUGUGAAUCAAGAACCUGUGUUAUUUGCCACGACCAUUGCCGAAAACAUAUCUUACGGGCGAGUUGGAGCUAGUCAACGUGAAAUCGAAGAGGCUGCUAAAAUGGCAAACGCUCACGAUUUUAUAACCCAAUUUCCGAAGGUAAUUUCCAACGCUUUUAUGUAACUUUUAUGGAACGAUGAAGCUAGAGGCAGGAGAAGGAGGGGAAUGGCUCCCCAAUUGUUCGCCGAGUAAAAGAACUAAAGGUAAUUAUUUGAUAUAAAUGGUUAAAAUAAUCCGACCACAAUAGCUUCGUUUACUUGCAUGCCCCCGUCCCUACUUCCAAACCCACUCGGUGGUCACUGUCUGUAUAAUCUACACUGUCUGUGUAAUCUGCUAGAACGGUAGGUAACAAUACAAGUACAAUAUGCAAGUUUGAUAUAAGUGUCUGAAACAUAAGGGAAUUAGCCAACCAUAUUCCAUUAUUUGCGUACACGAUGAUCUGAAUACCUAAUGAAAUGUAUCGAUUCAGUCCAAAAACUGGAUUAAUAUUAACUUCAGUUUUAGGACUAGGUCAAAAUUGAUUCCAAUCACUUUAAAUAAUGAUUUCUAACUAUGAGAUGUCAUUUCAAAACUUCAAAUUUCGCCCUGCACGGGUUUGAAAUCCCAUCCAGUCAUACCUCAUUUUCGUAUUUGAAAAAAGGGUACAGCGAACGUUGCUGUUAUUCGUCUGUGAGCAUCGCCAAUCCUGACAAUGUACGGAAAUUCAGGACGUCGUCUCUUUGAAAAUAUAAUGUCGUUGUACUAACAUUUUAAUAAGUUUAAAAGAUCGAAAUUUGAUGUCUUGUCCUCAAUGAAUGCCAGCCUGACUUCCCCCGGCCUUGAAUAUUGCCGUACAUAAUCAAUGUUUUUGUUGUACAUGCUGCAUGAACGUAAUGAUGAAAUAAAUUUUAGGGAUACGAUACUCUUUGCGGAGAACGUGGUGCUAAAAUGAGUGGUGGACAAAAGCAACGAAUUGCCAUCGCAAGAGCUUUGAUCAGAAAUCCAAAAAUUUUGUUGUUAGAUGAAGCUACGUCAGCUCUUGACACGGAAAGCGAAGCUGUUGUGCAAGAUGCUCUCAACAAAGUUAGUAUGAAUAUCAAAAUUGCUUUUUUAAUUUAGUUGUUUGAUACCACAGUUUGUUUUGUUUUGUCGUCUCGUCCCGUCCCGCCCGUUGCUUUUUGUGUGUUGUUUUCCAUUAUAUUUGUUUGUCGACAGUUUUUUGUGUUGUCAAGGAUAUUUUUUUGCCCAAUUUUUUUGCCCAAUUCACAAUUGUCGGUGUAUUUUGUCGUCAGUAUACUGAUAAAACAUAUAUGCUCUUUGUUUGUUUUUGCUUCUUUAAUUGUUGUUAGUUAUUUUUGUCAGUUUGUUUAGUUGUUGUCGAUUUGGAUUUUUUUGUCGACAGCUUUUUUGUUGGCAGUUUGCUUGUCUGUUGUCAGUGUUUUAUUUGUUAUUGGUGUGCACUAUGUAUAUCAAUUUUUCUUUAGAACUAUUUUGUUGGUAAUGCACAAGUAAAUUACAACAGAGCAAGUUGCUAAUUAUGCGAUUGACGUUUUUUGGUCGUGUUACUAUUGCGAAUUAGACUCGGUGGUAUUGCAGCGGUUGUUCGAAAGCCGAUUAGCUUAAUCCUCGGUUAUUAACGAAACAAAUUUAAUUAAGCGAACCUCUCAAUAGCUUAUUUCUACCAUGAUUUGGCAAAUAAUUUCUCUCAAACCUAAAUUUGAAAGAAGUGGACUUGUAGAAAUACAAAAACAAAAACAGUGGGUUAAAUUUUCAGUGGCCAGGUUGAAUGAAGACCGAUAUAGCCCCAUUCAAUGGAUAGUGAUCUUUCAAGCUUUUUAUAGUUUUCAGUUGAUUAGUGUAGCCCAGAUUAAACUUUCUUGUUUAUAAAUUAAUUAAAGUUUCUUUUUAUUAAUAACAGUAAUUGUACAUGUGAAGAUCAUAUCCGCAAGUGUAUAGCUUUUCAAAUAUUUUUGCAAUGGUUCAAAGUAGGAUGACGCUAUUCAGCUUUCGUACAAGUUGCCUCUAAUGCAACUUAAUUAAUGCCUGUUGAUUUAUUUCAGGCAGGAGAAGGACGCACGACUAUCAUUAUUGCUCAUCGUUUAUCGACUAUAAAGGACGCAGAUAUAAUUGUGUCUGUGCGACUUGGAACAGUUGCUGAAACUGGCAAUCACGACGAGCUCAUGGCCCGUGACGGAAUCUACAGCAGUCUUGUGAAGCUCCAGGUAGGGGAAAAUGUCAUUGUUUGCAUUCACACUACGUGGCCCCUGACUGAUCAAAUACUUUUUUAAAGUAAAAUUUACAGCUGCACAUUCUGGAAUGUUGCGAUGCAUCAGGUGUUCAACGCGGGAGGUGAGGGAAAGGGAAGAGGGGAAGCACAGAUAUUUUAUCUGAAUUACAUUUUUAACCUUGAAAGUAUGUUGUAAAUUAUAAUUAAUUUGCGUACAGUAUAGGUGGCCUGACAAAAUUAUUUUGAGUGGUGGGUGUUCCGUAAACAUGUUUUUCUGAGAAACGUUUGUAAGUUUGGAGUCCUGGCUAUAUUUGUCUCACCCAAACAUCUACAAAAAAUGAUCUAUCUAAUGUCGAAUGAUGAAUUCAAUAUAUCAUAUCAGGCAGUGAAGCAUAUUAAUUUCCAGAUCUCCCACUCUAAUAUCUUAUGGGGCCGCAGAACAUUUUUACAUCUUAAAGGAUCAUUGACAACAUUUGCGUUUUAAGUUAAGAACUCCACAAAUAGUUUCAAAGAUCAAGAUAGCAAAAAGUAUUUUCCGAUACCGUCAUACCGGCUGAAUGUUUUGGACGAAGUCUGACUUUUUCUUUCACAACGCUAUUCGGAUCGAAAUUAAAUUUUAUCGAUACUACAGCUGCAUCAGAUUAUUGUACAUUGUAGCCACUUCACGUGUGUUCUGAUUGGCCAAUAGUUUGCAGCCAAAUAUGGAAAUUACAAAACUUACAGAUGAUUGAGUUAUCUGAUCGUCUUCGACUGACAGCACUUACCUCGCUCUUUGAUAGUUCAGGAUAUUUACGUAAAACCUCAUCCAAAACUGUUUUUAUUUGUAUUAAAUUAUUUGGGAGAAUUUGGGCUAUAAUUAAUCAAGUCACAACAGCGAUCGAGUCACAAUGAUAUAAACAAGAUAUCACGGGAAUGCCAUCAAAGGACAUCAUCAUCCUUGUUUAUAUAUAUAACCAGUCAAUUUAUUGUCAAAUUGCUUGAGUAUAAUAACUCGUUGAAGGUAUUGCACUUUCAUUGAUGAGCUUCAUUAGCUGAGUGGUCUCACAUAUGCUGGGCAAUAUUCGUGCAUUCAUGCAGGGCAAUUUUCGAUCACGUAAAUAUAGAAGAUAAAUUUUGAACGUUUUUGAGGUAUGUGCGAUGGGUCCAUAUUAGACUACGAUGAGUUCGUUUUGUAUCUGACUGCAUGGAUUGGUUGAGUUUCAUUUCUCCACCUUGCAUAAAGAGAAGCUAUACUAUUUCAAAAACUACUAGUAGGCGAGUAUCGACAUACUGUAUCACAGGGUUGUAAGUACUUGUUUCAUUAAUGUAACCUGUUAAAGGCUAUUCUUAUGGAUGUUGUAAUUUCGAGAUAUAACAUUUUUCAAAAAGAACGGGAAAGGUAAUUACGAUACAAAGAAACGCACACUUUAGUAGAGAAAAAUUACAAACUCCUUUUAUACUAAUGUCUUUAAUGAAAUGAGUGAAUGUCAUUUGUCAUCGCGAUCGAGAAAAAUAUAUGCAACGUUCAUAAGCAAUUUUACAGCUCUACUAUUAUUAUAUAACGUGUCCUCUUGAAUUGCUAGGAACGUGCCGGUCUCGAAGAACCGGAAAUAGAUGAUGAGGAAGGGGAGGAUGAUAAUACAUUGAAUACAAACAACCUCACUGUUCCGCAACUUGAAAUGUCUACAGUGACUUCUUCAACUGCCACGGUUUCACACAUGACAGCAAGGGUAUGUAAAAUUGUUAAAUUUCCGUAGGUUUAUAAUAUAAUAUUCAUUCCAAUAUUUGAUCUCUUUUGAAAAUAGUUCUCCUCGAAAUCAAUAGUUCCAUUCUAGCAGAACGACUCCAGUCUAGUGUUUCCAUCAGUGAUAAUCUAAAUUUCCAAUAUCAGAUUUAAAGGUCCAAAAUUAUGGAAUUCAAUUGAAGAAGAAAUUAUACUCCUCAUUUCGACAAUUUUAAAGUAAAUUAACAUAAAAAGGAAACGUACAUCUACACAUUAAAUUCUUGUCUUUGUUUCCACAAAGCUUACUCUUCGGAAAAUAUAGAAAAGUUAUGAAAAUUAUCGUAAUAUUGGUAGAUUUUUUCUUUGUUUAUCUUACUGUUCGUAUUGUGUAAGUUUGUGUAAAUAUCCAUUCACUCCGACCAACACAUUACUGUUUAAGCUAUACCUGGCGAACUGGUUUUCAGGCAUUUUAGCUAAUUGCUAUAUUUCUGAAAGCCAGUAUAUACCCAUGCAUUUAUCAAAUAUUAAAUUCUUGUUAUAAUCUGUAUAUAAUAAUAUAUUUCCGGCAAGGGUACGAAUAAAUUGUUGUUCAUAUUGUUAUUGUCAUAGCUCCUUUUUAAUAAAUACUCGAAGAAACGUUAAACAUCAUUGCCGAACAAGGCAAAGACGCUUGUUGAAGAUGGUAAUCGUCAUCUCUAUUUCACAGCUAUUUAAGUACGAUGAUUCAUAUUUAAAUCCAACUUUCUAGGAACAUCCGUUUUCUUCGGUUUCGGUUGACAACACUGUGCUUAACUUUGUCCACUAAUUGUAAAUUAUUGAAUAUUUAAAUCUAAGCAUGAUAUUGAAAAUUUUUCAGACCAAGGGCAAUGAAUUAUCUUUGACCGAGGUCUAAAUAAUUAUUGAUAUCAUAUUUAUUAUACAUCCAGGUUCCUCAUAAAAAGGCGAGUCUUUAUAACCCAUUUUAUUUUGGCUUCUAAAAUGUCUUUAAUUUCUUGCGCUGGUGACUUGGGUUCUACAAUGUGAAACAGCCUUCUUUCAUUGGACUGAAGUCCCGUCCAGAAAACAAUUAUUUCAUGUUGAUAAUGUCAGUAACGGAAAUAACGUGGUAGGUACUAGGUAUUGAUAAUUAUCCGGGAAUUAUUGACCAACCACGAGCGAGAACAAAAUUUGAAUGAAUAAUAAUGUUAAUUAAUUAAUUAUUAUUUUUUCACAAACGUCAUUGGGCUGCAAUAACCACAAUGGAAUAUCUUCAUCUUUUUAGUCCGAAGAAGAGGAAAUUGAGAAGGUCCCGCUUUACAAAAUAUUACAGAAGAAUAGUCCUGAAUGGAAAUUUAUAGUGUUGGGUUGCAUUGGUGCUACACUUUUUGGCAUAUAUCCGCCUUUAUUUGGAUAUAGUUUAGGAGGAAUAUUUGAUGUAAGUAUGUGAAAAUCUGCAAUGCAUUUUGAGGAUACCUCGAGGGCGUACCUAAUUUUAUGAAUUUUUUGACGCUGAACAUUAUAUGAAAUAGCCUGCCAAUCCGGAGACUUACUGGUAUAAACCCAGGAAAAUUUUAGGGAAAACGCCCUUUAUUUGACCUUUGACAGAAAAUGCAACCAUGCCUAUAUUAUACAUUAUCCAUUAUUAAAAGCAAUCCACGACAACAUUUUUUUAUUUUUUAUCGCAUACAAUUUGAAAUAUGAUAUUAUUGCACGUUUUCACAGUGUACUACUAGUACUGCACACUUCCACUUUAUUAGUGUAAAAAUGUGUUAUAACUGUACACUAUGUAUGUUUCGGGCAUGAACCGCCGCACAUUUUCAGUUCUUGGGUUUUGAAACCCAAUUUUAAGCGCAGGUAUAAAAUGCAUUGUUCUGCUGGUUAUGUUAAGACUUUGGAAAUACAAUCAUUACAGGGCUCAUUAGUCAGAGUACCUUUGAGAAUAUAAGAAGAAUUAGCAUUAUACUGGAGUGACCUUCAAAAAUUUAAUAGAAAUAUAUUAGAAUAACUGAAUAAUGCAUGAUUAUUUCAGUUUUGGUAAGAAAUCUAGGAUGGGCGCGUGGGGUCGGUUGAGCCAGAGGCGAGUUGCUCAGACCUCCUUGACUGGAAGAAAUUAUAUAUUAACAAGUUCCACCAUUACACUAUACCUCUGAGCCGCCUUCUACGACACACCUGUGAUGCUUGUCCAAUGACUUGUUAUUUUCCCGGUCACUGUGCAUAAUGAAAGUUCGAAGCUAGCUGAAAUGUCCAACAAAAUUCGCCCAUUCUGUAACAUGAUUAAAUUACAGUGGGAACUAUAGUCUAACUGGUUUAAUUUCGUCAUAGCUCAUUCUAUGAAAUAUUUUAGACGUUAGCCAAUGAUCCAAAUGUAGAAGAGCAGAAUCAAGACAUGAAAGAUGACGGCAAGAAAUGGGCUAUUUAUUAUGUUUUUGUUGGCGUGGAAAGCGCUAUUGGUAUCACAUUGCAGGUAAGUGUGUACUGACAAAGCAUAAGAUGUAAAUCCAUAGAUAGCCAACAGGGAGUAAUUUCGUUUUCGCCCAAUCAGCGCAUUUAUUUACAAUGUUGCGCUAAGCUGCUCAGAAUGCAUGAAUUCGCGACAGUUGCUAGAAGACCAGUAAACUUUAAUACAAAAACAGGACCGGUCUUAAAUAAACUAGAAAUACAUGCAUGCAGUAACCCCUCGCGAAUAUUUUCCAUACAUUAAACAUGAAGUAUUCAGAAAUGACCAGCACUGAACGCAGGCUCGCGCUCAAGUGUUGCCAUGACAACACGAUGUUCUUAAAUUUUUAUUUUCAUAUAUUUUGUACAAAACUGCAAAAUAAUUGAAAGAUUCGUACUUUUAACUAUACAAUAAUAAAUUUCCAAAAUAUAUACUGUAGGUAUAUUAUUUUGCAUUUUGUGAGCUUUGAUUUAAUGUAAAAUUUAACUUGAAACGCUUCGUAAAAUGUUUUGAAAUGUUCAUUCAAGUAAACUACAUUGUGCCGAUAAACUGUUUUUACUUAACAAAACAUAAUAAGUAUAAUACAAAUAAAACAAAUUGUUAGGUAAUUUCAGUUCAGUCUUGAAAUCAAUUUGUUUGCCUUUACAUUUUAAGAUUUUUUCUCAAAUUAAACGGUAAUUUAUGAAACUUAGAGCUUCUAUAGUUCAUGUUUUUUAUUACGCAAAAAGUUAAAGCAACAAAAUUCGUAAACAUUUUAAAAAUAUUCAAAGCAAGCUUGCCGUAUAUUUCCCGAUUUCCCGUAGUAAACCAAUUCUUCUCAUUUCUUCAAACAAAAUUGCUUCAAGCUUGUUGUAUAUGAAACGAUUUUCCAAAUAUGUGUCUUUUAAAAUUGAAAUCUUGCUUGCCAUAUUUUUGAGAUAAGUGAGGAUGACCACCCACUCAAGAUCGUCGAUCGUUGGUGAGCGCCCGCGAUAAUUGAUGAACUUUAGACUUCGCUAAUGCUUUCGUUUCCCCGGGUGUAAAUAGCCGGGGGGAAUUAGUACCCUCGCACGGCGCUUCACGCCGUCGGCUCGGGGAUUAAGAUGGCGGAUAUUUUAUAUUUUGCUAGUAUAGAUGUGCAUCACCACUCCAUUCCGUUUUCCUGUGCAUUCCAGAAAAUCACGAGGAAAUUACCUAUAAUGGUGUCCCAUUGAUCAAUUAUGUCUAUUUAUGAUAUAUCCUUAGCUCAGGCAGCAAUAAGAUCUUUAUUGGUGUGCCAAUAAUUUCUUUUACUUCUAGUACUGGGCCCUAGCCAGGGCAGGGGAAGCAUUAACAAAACGAUUGCGGAAACAAACAUUCCUACAAAUUCUUAGACAGGUAAGUAAGUUCUGAAAGACGCGUGUUUCUCGGUCAGUUUCGAAGUGGAAAGUCGGUUAAAAUUAAACAGUGCACAGCGCCUGCUCGACCGCUGUUAUCCCGGUGGUGUCGGGGUCACCAAAAUACUCUGUCUCAGUAAAUAAAUGAUAAAUAUAUUUUUGAACCACAGAGUUCGUUCCCGAAUAUCUUUAGUAAUUGCAUACUCUCGAAAAACAAACAAACAAACAAACAAACAAACAAACAAACAAACAAACAAACAAACAAACAAACAAACAAACAAACAACGUAAUUAUUGUGAUGCCUGAACAUUGAUGAACACGGCAAUCAGAUAGCAAUAGAUACCUAUAUAGGGAUCAAAACAAACCUCGACCUAUGGCUCUCGACAGUCUACAAUUACCAAACUCGAAUAAGACAACACAAUAGUCAAUACAAUUCCUAAAAAAAUACCUGUUCAAAAUUGAAUAAAACUGAAUAGAACCAAACAACCGCAACUAAAACGAUUAUAAAACUGAAAGAUGUACUGCUGCAUUUAACAUAAAAAAACUAAACGAAGUAUUUCGGCAUUUAUAUACAUGGCUAGAAAUUUCAUACACUGUGGAGUUAAAGCAUGCGCAUUGGGUACUUAGAAAUUAAUCCAAAAUGGCGUCUUUAGUAUAAGAUUUAAGCGUAAAAUACACAAAAUUAAGAAUUUUAGCAAUUUACGAUUGUUAAUUCCAACAUGCGAACAUCUGAAACAUUCCCAAACCACACAAUAUAUUAUUUGUUAAAUUAUCAGAACAUGUACAAUUCGAUCGAUCAGAAUGGGUUCCCGAGCUCCUCGUCAAGAUACCGGUUAUUCACUGUACAAAGUCCACUAAUUGACCAUAUUUUGUAUUCUGCAUGGAGCUGAAAUUAUGGCCGUAGGCCUACUUGCAAAAUUUUUCAACCAUGCGAACAUCAGAAUAUACUCCCGAACAACGAUACUCUUAUUCACGCUUGAUUUUAAGCUAUUUUAGUCCCGUUUAAUGGGUUCCCUAAUGUCAUGAAAUACGUUCGCAACUUGUUUUUGAGCAUCAUAAGACUGCUAUUUUCAAGAGGCCAUGAUAGGCAAAAUUUCAAAAUAUAGUUCCGCCAUUGUUGUUGCUCGAAAGCUCUCGAAAGCUGUUGCUAUGUUACCAUGAUCUUUACUGCUGGCCUAAGAGACUGUAGCUACAAAAAUAUUCGCUCAAAGUCGCGGGGAAAAUUCAAAUUGGAUUAUUCACACUGUGUUGUUACGAAAUGUGUUGUUGGAAAUCACAAAUUAGUUUGUGGACAUAUUGAACAAUCCCCUUGUUAUUUCAAUGAGAAUCUAUCUGUAUAUGUUUUAAAUAUUUCCAUUAAAUAUCGGAGUAAUUGACAUUGUCUAAAAAAAACGCUAUGGAAAUUCAACAGGCUGUCGUGCAUCAUAAACGUGGCUAAACAAUUAAAUUUUUACAUACGACGAAAGAACAGUUAUUUAGCUUUUCAAUGAUAUUCUUUUUAAAUCGUAACGAUGAGAAAUGGCCACAUACUCGUCAAAUAAAAAUUGCCGGUCGAAGUCACAUUCUUCCACCGUUGGGAAUUGCAUGGAAGACGAGCCAUAGACAAUUCCCAAGAGGGAAUUAAAAUUGAAUGUUAAAUUAUCUAAAAUGAGCUCAACUCGUCGAUCUUCGUCUUAUUGAGAUGUCAAUAACUCAAUAAGAACGUCCAUUAUAAACAUGGUUCAAUGAAUCCCUGAACAGAGAAUUUUUGCAGCAGGCUCGCGUUGCUGUUGGAUUGACUAACUUUGCAUAAUUAAUGUAUUUUCAAUUCCCAACGGUGGAAGAAUGUGAUUUCGACCGGUAAUUUUUAUUUGACGAGUAUGCGGCCAUUUCUCAUCGUUACGAUUUAAAAAAGGUAACAUAGAGAAGCUAAGUACUGAACUGUUCUUUCCUCGUAUGUAAAAAUUUAAUUGUUUAGCCACGUUUAUGAUGCACGACAGCCUGUUGAAUUUCCAUAGCUUUUCUUUUUGAGACACCCUGUAUACAGAUAUCGCGAUUUUGAAUAUUUGAAAAAAACAAGCGAAAUUUAUAUAUAAUUACAGUUGACUUUUUUUUACUGAAGCAAUCACUCUUACCACUUCAUAAUAUUUUCCAACCUUGGUUGAUUUUGUGUAAAAACCGGCAGUAAUGAAAAUUAUUUAGUUCAUUAUAAAAGUGAACCGCCAUCUUGAAAAUUCCUGCAAAUGAUCCUGCAAUCCCAUACCGCUGAGUGUAUGAAAUUUCUAGCCAUGUUUAUACCGUGUCUAACGUUGCCAAGUUCCUUUUCACGCCCGACUGCGCGCCACGUUGACAUGUCAUUAUGAUGAAAUCGAUUAAACUGUUAAGAGAACACAAAACGUUUGGGAUUUGGAAUGGUCCGAUUGGAAAUUCUGGAUCAAAUCAAUCAUUCGGCUGAUUUUCAAAAAAAUUGGACUAAAUCUGCUUUAUCUGAAUCAAGACAAAUGAAGAAUUGUGAGAAUUAAUAUCAAUGUUAUUUUUUGUGUGAUCUCGUUUUAGGAAAUAUCUUAUUUCGAUCAGACCGCUAACGGUACUGGAGCCGUAUGCACACGAUUGGCAGUUGAUGUGUCCAGAAUUCAAGGGGUAAGUUAAGCUUGCAGGUUCAGGCAGAGAAUUAAAACAUAUCACAUUAUUAUAUGAAUGCUAAACAUGAAAUAAAGGACUGCAUGGCCAUGGUUUUUCGGAUAUUUAUAUUUCGGGCUUGGCACAAGUCCAUUGAAGUCCGAUAAUUCGCUGUGUUCAUGAUAUUUAGCAUUAAUAGGGAGCAUUUUCCACUUUUGGGUGUUUUAAUUUGUGCUAAGUUUGAAAAUUGUAUUCCCAUUUGAAGCUAAAAAUAACACAUUUAACAACACUAACGGUUUGACAAUUUCACUCAACCAUGUAAGUUUAGUUACUCUGGUUUAUCGAAAAGAUAGAAGCCAUAUUUUCGCCACGAACUCAACUUUUACUUUGUGCAGCGUCGCCGCCAUGUUUGUUUUGUUUUGAAGCACGUGCAGUGGCCAUUACUUGAAAACUGCUUGAUUGGCUCUCUUUAGAUCCAAUUAUUUACUCACCAAUCAGAUUAGUUUGUUACAGAUUUCUGCACUGUGUCACAGAUUUUUCCACUGCGGUUUAGGAUUAACUGCACCAAAAAAACCAACCAAUCACUGUCAAGUAACAUUUUAUGUAUAUUAUGAGAUUGAAAACCCCACAUGUUUUUAUAUCCCACCUAUAAGUUGUGAGCCAAUUGGAUAUGGAGAAAAGCUGAAAGUAUCGUCUUUCAGGCUGGCAAUGAUAUGUGGUUAGCAGAAUAAAAAAAAUUCUUUACCAGAGUCGAGUUGUGACGUCAUACAUGUUGAACAAAAAAUAGCGAACUCGUGCAGAUUGUUUUAGUCAAAAUAUUUCUUAAACCAAACACGCGACGGCAAUAUCAGUUUAAAAGCUCCUUCAAACAAUAUCGUGGUUUUGAAGCAUCUCGUUCAGUAGAACUAAUAGUAAAUAAGUUAAUAAUAACUAAUUGUAAGUUUUUUGUAGAUAAAAAUAAUAUUCGAAUGCAUUUUUAGAUCUAACCAAGAGCAGUUGCAAAAAAUGCAAUUAUAGGCCCGGCUCUGGCAAGAAUCACGCAUGAAGCUCUUGCGAUUCCGGCAAAUCGCUUUAACCAAAUCGCUUUAGCUAUACAGAGUCCAGUUGCUCGAUAUUAACCAUGGAUUCAUGUAUAUAUAAUGGAGCGAUGCCAGAAGAGGAUAUGCAUGUGGGCAAAUACAGUACGUAUAUACAAUUGGCUAAGAUUUUUUCUAUAUUCCAAAACAGGCAACAGGAGCUCAAUUUGGCCUUAUCUGUUCAUCGAUCGUCAGUGUAGCUGGUGCUGCUAUAGUUGCCUUCAACGGUUCUUGGAAAUUGGCUUUGGUUUUAUCUUCCAUAGUCCCGAUGCUAUUAGUUGCUGGUAUUUGUUAUAAUGUAUUUCUCGGUGGGGGGACAAUGGGUCCAGAAAGAUCAGAGUCUGGGCAGGUAAGGUAUUUAGGUAAAUCGAUAAUGUAUACUUACAAUAUUCUCGUAAAAAUUUUGCCUUACAACCUGUUAUCAUUCUCACGCAUUUCCACAUCCCUCCCCUGCAUCCUCGUCCCUAAGGUGUCUGGGCUGCGUGUAACUUUUCAAAUACGCAAUGUCGUGAAUGGAUAGUGUUAUCACAACUCUGGGACAAAGUGUUGACAUAUUUUUUAAAGUAAUUAUGCUUAGGGAAAAUUAACUGCUCAACUUGCGCUAAUCAGCGAUUCUCUGAGACGCUAAACAGAUCUUCCCCUUCCCCUUUGAUCGUCGAAUCCAGUAACCAAUUUUCAACAAGUGACCGAGCGAAAUUGGCACUGGGGAUGAGAAUGCUUUGAUCCAAUAUAUAUUUGAAGUUAAUUUACCGCAUUUAACAUGACGGUUAAAGUGCGAAACAUUUUAAAUGGUUUGAAAUCGGCAAUUUGAAUACGAAUACCAAGCUAACAUAUACUCUCAACGACAAUGAAUGUUUUUCAUCGUCACUUCUACUUACUUUGCGCAAAAUAUGAGUAUACUAGUAUAAUAAAAAAAUCACUUUAUUACUGUCAGUGAUACUAAAUGUUCAGGAAAAGCAUUUGAAAAGACCCUUUUAUAUAUUUCAUUCUGUAAAUCACUCAAAACAAGUACUGAUAAUCUAGAUUUCAAUGACACUAAAACUAUGCCUGUAGAAGAUGAAAGAUUGGGCUUAUUUUGAAAAACUAUAUAGGUUAUGAGCAAGAAGAAAUCCUUGAAUGCUUAAAAAAACUAUGAAAAAAUCAAGGAUCAAUUUACCAUAAAAUUGCCGGAAUUAUCACUGAUACAGAAUUAUUAAAUGCAGCAAAAAAAUAUGAAAUUAAAGAAAGCUGCUUACAGCGACAGAAUUACAAAUGAAAUGAUCAAAUCUAGUGUUAAAAUCCUACUGCAAGGAUUUCUUAAUUUAAAGUCUUCAAUACCAUUUUAAUAUCUAUAAACACUAUUCAGAAUCAUGGUGUGACAGCGCUAAAAUAACUCAAUAUUUAAAUCAGGAAUUUAAUUAUAACUCCAAUAUUUAUAAUCUUGAAUUGUUUUGUAACUUUUCAUUACAAAAACCCUAUCUUAGAUGAUAUACUAUAUAUAUUAACCGUAAAUAGAUAUAUAAUGACAGUUCAACUUUAUAUAAAUUUAUGUUCGUUCUUAUAUCUAACAAUACCUGUAAUUACCUCGGGUCGGUACGACACCGAGGUCUUAAAUUCGGCUCCUAUUUUUUUUUUAUUGUUUUUUUUUCCAUUUGUGUCGAGCCGCGCGCGUAGUCGAAGAUCGAAGAGCCUGCGGAGGAGACGACAACUUCCGGUAAAUAAGUGUACUUCCGGCAAGCAUCGGCCAAAGCGAAACGGAACCCGAAGCUGUCCUUGCACAAAAUCCGUCAGAAUUGUUGAUUUAAAACCAGAAGAUGUGAUAAUUUUGACAUACAUGUUUAGCUGGACAACUAUUCUCGAGUAUAUGUUGAUAUAAUGUACAAUACAUCGUAUGCAUAGCAUGGGAAUACCACGGCCAACUUUCACUUGUUAUCUAUUAUAAUUACUGACCCGAAUCAAAAGUAAUUAUUUUCGGCUGGAAGACUACUGUACGUUGCUGCUUGUCGGGACCGUAUGACAAUGAACCUAUCCAACGUUACACUAGACAUUUGUGAGGACAUGCAUAUAGACAUAACCAUAGGCACUGUAGUGCAUUGAGUGAUAGAACAGAUUUCAGUUUAAUUAAUCACCCUAAAUUAAAAUCUCCACAAGCGGAGGUCAAUUAUAGUGUUCUAGUUUACAUAUUAUCAUUAAUGAUAGGGUUUACUCAAAUAGCGUAUUGGAUAAACACGGGAAUAGAACUUAUGGUGUAUUCUGCACAUGCGUAUAUCUAGAAUAAAAUCCCACAAGCGCAAACGAAACUAUUUCUCUAUAAAAUUGAACUGAAAAGACUCACAGCGACCGUUUCCAACAGUGCUUCAGGCACCCGACGACACCGUAUGGGGGGCCUUUAGCACUGUCACCUUCUCAUCUUGGGAUGUUCUCACGUUAUCGCGUGUACAUGUCAGGGUGACGAAGAUGCAUUAUUGCUAAUAAUGUCUGUGUGCACUGAUGCACGCUGCAUUAUUUUUAAUAAUGUUGUGUGCUAUUUUAACGCGUACAUAGAAUAUGACGCGUAUAAACAUUUACCCCUGAGCCGGAAUUUCCCUAUACAACCCAAAAGGCCGCUCCCGUUUUUCAGUAGAACGUUAAAUGAAAACUUCUCGACAUUCGCUGAUAUAAUGCAGAGAGAAAACAAUAGGUUUGAUGAGGGCCAGUAAUUAUUGUCAAUAAAAUAUUAAAACGGAGCUUUGAUUAACUGAUUCACCAUUUAUACUAGUGAACUAUUAAACUAUCGUGAUUUACACAAUUUUUGGAUAUUUACCAGACGAUCCCCUAUCCACCGACCCGAGGUUAACGCCGAGUCGGCGUCUUGUUAGGUUAUGAAUUUGAAUAAAUUAUGAAAAAAAACCUCAAUCUCAUGGCCCAUUGAUUUUACAACACAGCCCUCUCUUCAAAUAACUUGCAGGUAGCAGCUGAAACGAUUUCCCAUAUUCAAACUGUGGUGUCCUUGGGUCGCGAAGAAGAGUUUUUCGAACGAUUUAGAGACUCACAAGUUGCACCACUUCGGUAAGUAUAAUAACAAUUAAAUAAAUAAGUAAUAACAGAGCCGAGAGAAUGCCAAGCGAAUGUGGUGAUCAACCUCGUUUUGGCUAGAGACAUUCUCCAGAAUCAUCGCGUAUAUAAGUAAUGUGUUAUAAUUUAACGAGAAAGCGCUUAAAUACCGAAACGUGUCAUUGCUAUCCGGGUUCUUUUGUAACAUACUUUAAGGUGUUUUAUAUACCAUACGUAAUUGGUAAUAAGCACCUUUCGAGUUGUCACAUUACUUCGGACUGGACUUGUAUUUAAAGAAAAAUUCAAAGCGAUAACUAGAUAUAAAGACAGCAAUACCGGUGCUGGGUCCUUCUGUUUUGCUAAUGACUUAUUAUAAUGUUUUGAGAAACAUGAACAACCGUGGUUUGAAUAUUGAAGACUGAAAUUCUCACAGGAAUAUAUCUCAAGCCUUUUGGCAGAUGACAUGAUCCAUCCAACAUACAUCCGUAGACACUACAUGCAGAUAGAAUUGUCGAAAUGUUAUUUACCUUAUUGUUAUCCAGAAUGAACAAAUUUCAAAUUAUAAAUGAAUUAAGUUCAUUGCAAAACAUCCCUGAAUAGUUUGGCCUGAAUAGUAAGUGCAUUGCAAAACAUCCCUGAAUAGUAUAACUGCGAGUAUAAUAUUAUAGGGUAGAAAUGCAUGCAUGCAAAAGAAACCCCGCCCUUUGCCAGAAAAACCACUAUAUUUUCCAAAGAUGAAUUAUUUGGAGUGGUUAUCAUGGUUACACGAUCACUUUAUUCUUUUUAUAUAUUUUUUAAAUUAAAUUUCAAAAACCGGCCAGAAAUGAUCACUUUUAAUCAGUGGUGUCAAGUAACGAAGUAAAUGUACUUCGUUACUGUACUUGAGUACUAUUUUUGAGAAGUGAGCAUGUAACAAAGUAAACUUUUUCUGCAGUACUUUUACUUGGAACGAAGUCGUUUUAAGAAGUAACGUUUCACGUACGUACUUCGUUAUUUUCAUUUUGUGGCGAGGUAAUUCGUUACUUUCUAACUUUUGUUUAAUUUUACGUAAUUUAUUCCCAAUUUAUUUUACUUUUGGGAUAGGUAAAAGGACCUCUACAUGCGUUUGGGAUCUCUCGUUUGUGACUUACUUAUAAGCAUUAUUUAUUUAAUGGAUUUCUUAUAUCUUCAGCGGGGUCUGGAAAGUAGACCAUGCCGUGAAAUAUUGUAUAUUUAUAAUGCGUGUGCUGUUUUGUGUCUGUGUGUUUUUUUUGUAUCUCAAUCCAUGAAUGGAGAAGUCCCCCCCCCCUCCUACACUCUACAGACAAUAGUACUUUUACUUUGUACUUCAAGUGUUUUUUUUUAAGGAUAGUUUGUACUUUUUACUUAAAUACGUUUUGCCUCCAGUACUUUUUACUCUUACUCAAGUCGUUUUAUUUUUAAUUACUUCUGCUUUUACUCGAGUAUAAAUUCAAAGUAAUUUAGGCACCACUGCUUUUAAUCUGAAAAAUUAUCAAUUUCGCAAAUAUAGAGGAGCUACACGAUAUAGGUAUUAUACUAUUAGGCGUAAUAUAAACUUCAAUUAACUAAUGUAAAAUUCAGCUACUUACGCUCCACAAAAGUUUUAAAAAGUUCAUAAAACUAAACUGCCUUUUAACGACAACCUUUGAGUUUCAAAUAACAACGAUUGUGCAAUUCUCUCAUGAAAAAAACUUUGCUUUCUUCCUUAUUUAAAGAUUUAAUAUCCUAAAUUUUAUGAAAAGGGUAAUUUUUUAAAACAAUGCACUGAAUACAUUGUCUUUUUUAUUGUAGCUACGCAACAUCGUUUUUUUAAAGCGAACAAAUACAUCAAUUUUAAAAGCAACCUUUUUUUAGGUUUUACAGUUUCCAGCAAUCUUUUAUAUGAAGAAAAAAACAUUUUCGGCUGCUCGUCCCAUUAAACGAUUAUUCGAGUUUCUCGUGGUUUUUCUGAUGUUUUUAUUCAAAUCUCACUCAUUUCACUGAUUUAUUCCUGUAAAUCGCGCAUUCGCCAUACUUUAGGGAUCAAUGGGAGGUCCACCCGUGAGGUCCUUUUCCCGUGUGCAAACAGUCGAGCGGAAUUAUAGUACCCUGGUUUGGGGAUAAUACACCAUUAUGCACAAUGAUUCAAAAUUUUCGAGUAACUGAAAUUACCCAAAUUUAUGAACAAGGUUACUCAUUUUCUUAGUAAGGUUUCUAAUUUGCCCAUUAAUUUUUUACUAAUUUUCUUCAAUAUUUUGAGGUACUGUUGGUGCAUUAUUAUACUCAAGGUUUCGAGUCAAAUUUUUUUUGCGCUGUGGUAAUUUACUAAAUUCCUCAGUCAAAUAUAGACAGGAACACUACCUUGUGGAAAAUAACUGGACCGAGAUAAACCGAGAUAUAUAAUUAAAGAGACCAUGGUUAAAACAAUCAUAUAAUUAUCUGGUUGAGAUAAGAUACGCUAAUUAAUUCUCUUGAUUUUAGGAGUUCCAAAAGAUCGAGCCACAUUGCUGGACUUGCCAAUGGUACUAUGAUGGGUGCUAUUGAUCUUAGUUUUGCAAUAUCAUUUCGUUACGGUGGACAUCUUGUGACAGAAGGCGAUAUCUCAGUAAAAGAUUUGAUGCAGUAAGUCUUAUACAGUAUAUCACUGGAAUUUUUUUCAAAAUCCUUACUAUGGAAACAGUAUGGAUCUUCCAUCGAUCGAAACAGCAUGUCAAUUGCAAUUUCCAUAACAUGGGUUUUUUGUAUGGAAAUAGUAUGAAUGUAGUGAUACAAUUGCAAAUUCUAUAGUACUAUGAAUUUCACAAUUUUUUCCAGUGUAUCUUCGGUUCUAGAGGUUUCGGAGAGCCAGGGUUUCGCGUGUAGUAAUGUGAAGCAUUCUUUGAUCGACCCGCACCAAUUUGAAGCUAGCGAAUCAGAAUAAGAGUUUUUAAGAUAGAAUAAUUUACACUGCAGGCAGAGGUAUUCAUGAAUGAUUUUAGGAAAUUUUACCCUUUAUAAAUUAUCUGGUUAUUAUUACAGUUUAAUAUCUGCGUUCUGAGUUACAGUAACAGUACCAUGCAUGAUCUUACUCAAUCAUAGCGCACGUCAUGCAACAAAGUACAAGUCAUGAUCUUAUAUUUUAUGAACUUAACCUUGAAUUUGUUGCUUGAUCAGUUGAGCUUUAAAUUUUGCUUUGUUGUAUACAUGCACACACUAUACUGUGAUUUGGUAUCAUUUACUGCUGUAAAUGAAUGCAGUACACAACUUAGCCAUUGAAUAUAACUGAGCGAGGGGUGUAUCACUCCAAAAGAGUGUCCUGGAGGAUUUGGGGGGAUUUUUAGUGAUUUGAUAACGAUACUUUUAAUGGCGUCCAUUUUAGUACUUCUGAUAGUACUGUAAUAGCCCAUUUUUAGGGUUUGCUGUUGCUUAGAUAUAUAUAUUUAUUAAGAAAUACACAUCGGAGCCUAGAGCUGAAUUGCGUGAUUACAAACUUCAAAAAUAUUACAUUUAAUAAACGAUUAGAAAAGUCAUUAUGCAGAUCCAAUAAAUUUAUCACUGAAUUAAGUCAAAUCUACCAAUUUCCUUGUAGUUUUUACAUUGCAGAAUUUAUAUAUCUGAUCAUAAUUGCAUGCACAUUUGUUCUCUGGGGCAAAAAAUUACAAACGGUCAAUUUUGCUUUUGUUUUUGGUAAUGCGACAUGGUCUUAAUGUAAUGACAAAAACUACACGAAUAGAUAAUUCCGUAUACGUAAUUGACAAUUCUUCUGAGAAGAUAUCCUACAACACACAAAAACAUUAUUCUUCAAGGUUUUAUACUACUUAAUUUUUUCAAACAGGUCCGUGAUGACAGUCAUAGUCAGUGCUGUUAUUGUGGGCCAAUUGAUGUCUAUGACACCGGAUUAUACAAAAGCAAGGGAAGCCACGAACAAAGUGUUUCAUUUCUUAGAAAAGACGCCUGCCAUUGACAGUUACUCUGACAGAGGGGCACGCCCGGUAAGUUACCAUUCCUUGUUAUUUAAAUUUUGCAGUGACUAUGUAUAAUGAUUAUUUGGAUUAUUGAUUGAUUGCGAUAAAAGUGACGGCAUAGUUAUUGUUGUUGACUAGCCAGAUACUAAUUUUAUUUCUCUUCAAAAUGCUGAGAAAAUACUGGGAAAACUGCUAAAUUCCGUGACCUUUUAAGUUGUUUUUAUAAUUUGUCGUAUUGGUUUUUAUCAUUCUGCUAUCACAAUUUUACGCACUGAACGAUAUAUGCUUUCAGUACACACUCAACAUGGGUCUAUUAGAAAUCCAGUGUUCUGAUUGGCUACCCAACCAGGGACCAUAUGUUAGGUGGAUUAUUAAUUAACCAUGAGGAAUUCUUGGUAAAUAAUCCACCCAACAUGAUCUAAUCUGGCUGAUUCAAUCGUAUAACCAGGUUAAAUUAACCAGGAUUGUAGUUAAAUUGACCAUGAAAUUUAACCAGAGACCCCAAACAGUGACACUUCUGGAUUAACCAGGAUAUUUUUAAAACCAGGGUGAAAAUAUAAAGAGUGUAAUAGUAUUUUUUCCGUCCAAUUUGGAAAGACAUACACUCGUGAGUUUUUCAAAGUUUCAAACUAAGGUGUCAAAUUACACUUGUCAUUGGACUCGUAAAUGAUUUUGAUCGUCUUUGAAAAACUCACUUGCGCAUGAUUUUGCACUCCAAAUCAUAGUAUUACUUAUGCUAAUAUUUUCUUUUAGAGUUCUUGCAAUGGGGAAAUUCGAAUCGCGAAUGUUCGCUUUAGAUAUCCCACACGACGAAAUGUGAAAGUAUUACGCAACCUAAGCUUGAAUGUCCAACCAGGACAAACUGUAGCUCUGGUUGGAACAAGUGGAUGCGGUAAAAGUACCUCUGUUUCAUUGAUUGAACGGUUUUAUGAUGCAAGGAGCGGAAGUGUGGUAAGAAUUUUGACUAAUUAUGUAACGCAUUGAUGCGCAUUGAUGUUCAUGGCAAUUUCUUCGCGAAUUGAAAAGAGCGUUCAAAACCUCAAAUCGUUUUGACGCACCUGGCAAAAUGACUUCUUUAUAACCUUGUUUUAAAGUUUAUACAGUUUGCUAACUUUUUAAAUGCAUCUGCGAGUUUAGUGACGUAAAAUAACAGUAAAAAAUGACAAUUGAAAUACAGUUAAUGAUUUAAUUAAAAUAGACGCCAUAUUUACAGCAAUAUAUAGGCUAAACUUACUCUGGAUUUUAUACGCAUAUAAUUUUCACUUUGAUAUAUCAAAUAUAUGAAAUAAUUUUAUUUAUACAUUAGGGAGUGAGAGAUCGUAUAUCAUAUCAAGCAAAAUUCGUCGGAUGGCCGCUCCCCCGUUUUGUGCAUGAUGGUCUUAAUAUUUAAAAGUAUAUCCCCGCCGGACAUAUAUACAGGAUGCAAUUCUAAUCUUUGUUUAUAUGGAUGUCUGCAUGACUAUUUUCCCAUUAAGAAAUAGAAAACAUUUACCGUAUUUCUACACAGUUUUGGGAAAACGCGUGGGAAUUUGCAUGGAUUAAGGGAGAGUUUUCCACGUUAUUUCGAGUUCUACCAAACUACGACAAGGAUUUCUAUAACUGUAUAGAAACACAGGAAAUAACGUUUUCUAUUUCUUUUAUAUCUCGAGAAAAGAUUUUAUGGCUUUUGUAUAAAUACUCAUUAUAUCAGCGUAAACCCACUUGAUCGGCGCAUGCAUGCGUGGUCGAUUUCACAACAGAAUAGUUAAGAUGUCAAGUUCUCCUCUAUUUAACUGAGCUAGAAUUCCCUUUUUGUCUUAGGGUUCCUUAAUUUAAUUUCUUUGCGAAAGUUAGUUUUAUUGUACACAUUUUUUCGAUUAUAGCGCAUGUUUUAAACAAUUUCUUUUGUUUACGCUCUAUAAAAUUAUAGCUGCGAGACGAGAAAUGUUAGCUAAUAGUAUACCGCUUAAUAUACAGUUAUACUGAAUAUCAUUGUGUUGUUUACGUUUAGAUGAUAGAUGGCCAUGAUAUCAAGGAGUUGAAUUUAAAAUGGCUGAGGAGUCAAAUAGGAAUUGUCUCUCAGGAACCAGUUCUGUUCGACUUGUCUAUAAGAGACAACAUCGCGUAUGGUGAUACAUCAAGAACCGUUAGUGAUAGUGAAAUUGAAGAAGCGGCAAGAGCUGCCAAUAUUCACGAUUUCAUCACAACACUACCAAAGGUAGGGAUAUACGUUCUUAGUCUCUAG